Molecule: messenger RNA, 935 nt
Organism: Mus caroli (Ryukyu mouse)
Lineage: Eukaryota; Metazoa; Chordata; Mammalia; Rodentia; Muridae
Gene: Cartpt
Product: CART prepropeptide
Biological process (GO): adult feeding behavior; positive regulation of MAPK cascade; negative regulation of appetite
Molecular function (GO): neuropeptide hormone activity
Source: RefSeq, a predicted model, not a curated record
GCAGCGGAGCCUGCCUACAGACGGCUGACCCGGGCUCUCCUCCACACCCCCGUCCUUCUUCUCCCCCUCCCUCUUCCCGGCACCCGAUUUCAACCGGCUAUAAGAAGCCGGAGAGCGCAGUGCCCGAGCAGCGAAGAGGUCCAGAACCAUGGAGAGCUCCCGCCUGAGGCUGCUACCCCUCCUGGGCGCCGCCCUGCUGCUACUGCUACCUUUGCUGGGUGCCGGUGCCCAGGAGGACGCCGAGCUGCAGCCCCGAGCCCUGGACAUCUACUCUGCCGUGGAUGAUGCGUCCCACGAGAAGGAGCUGAUCGAAGCGUUGCAAGAAGUCCUGAAGAAGCUCAAGAGUAAACGCAUUCCGAUCUACGAGAAGAAGUACGGCCAAGUCCCCAUGUGUGACGCUGGAGAGCAGUGCGCAGUGAGGAAAGGGGCCAGGAUCGGGAAGCUGUGUGACUGUCCCCGAGGAACUUCCUGCAAUUCUUUCCUCUUGAAGUGCUUGUGAAGGGAUGACAGCCUCCACCUUCGGUUCCCAUAUUCCCUCUUUCCCCCAAAGGAGCGCUCCAUUAUCCCUGGAGCCUGGCUUUAGCAACAAUAAAGUUUGCGUUCCCCUCAGAGAGCGGAUGGGCUCUUUCCCUGCUGCUUCAAAAUAAAAGAUUUGACAUCAUUGUGUGAAGGAGAAUGCCUUGAAUGGUGUUGGUAUGUGUGCAAAAUAUUCUUUUCUUGUUUUAUCCAUCUGACACAUUCUUGUGAACCUUUCUGGGAAGAAGAGGAACUUCGUUUUAAAACUGUAUUUUUGUAUGUGGUGUGUCACAAUGAGAAUUAGAUCUAGUUAAUUUGGGUAGAUGACAUCACAACCCAGAAAAUAAAUUACCCUAAAGCCACACAAAUUGAAGCAUGUACAAAUUACACAUAAUAAAGCGUUUUUAACAAUUGCUCAC